Messenger RNA from Corythoichthys intestinalis (scribbled pipefish), 2601 nucleotides. It is a transcript of the gene c5h11orf58, whose product is annotated as chromosome 5 C11orf58 homolog. The coding region runs from base 115 to 636 and encodes 173 amino acids. The transcript has 5 exons. Lineage: Eukaryota; Metazoa; Chordata; Actinopteri; Syngnathiformes; Syngnathidae. The record is from RefSeq and is a predicted model, not a curated record.
CUGCAACCUGAGGCGACGCAACCGGAAUGACGACAUAUGAAAUGGUAGUCAUCGCCAUUGCUGUAUGGCGAGAUAUGUUAUUUAUGUAGCGAUUAAACCUUAUGGGAAUAAACCAUGAGUUCUUCGGGUGAAAAACACGGCACCAAACGUCCGGCAUCCUCAACUGAAGAGGAGUCGACCCAGUGGGCUUCCGCUGACCUGGGAAGUGACGAGAGGAAACAGAAGUUUCUACGGCUGAUGGGCGCCUCUAAGAAAGAACACACGGGACGUCUUGUCAUUGGAGACCACAAGUCGACGUCACACUUUCGCAGUGGGACGGAGGAUGAGAAAAUCAGCGAGCGUCUGGAGAUGCAGUACCAGCGCGGCAUGGACGGUAAGCUGUCAGGACGGGACCGGAGACACUGCGGCCUUGGCUUCAGUGAGUCCGAGCCUCCUGAUGUGCCUCAAGAGAAAGCUCAGAAGCCGGACACGCCCAAGUCAGAGACUCCACACAGCGAGUCCAAAAGCCCCGAGGACAAAGUCGGUGACACUAAGUCGGCAGAGACCGCGACAGAAAAGGACAAAAGCGUCGCUGAGAAAAGCGAAAUUGCUGAACGGAAAAACAUGUACAAAAUGUCUUUUGUCAAGUCAUCAUAGGAGACCUUUUUUUUCUUUUUUCACUUUUUACAGCAUAUAAAAGUCAGUUUUAGAACUUUCCCCGACAUCAAUCAUUUUGGUAAAAAGGAGACAUCAGAAACGACUUAUUUGCUCAUUUAUUUUGUAAAGUUAAAAACUGGACACCCUUGUUAGUAGCAAAUACAUUAUGUGACUAGUGGGUGAUUUCAUUUUAAUAAGAAUAAAUGUGUUGUCAAUGCCUGUUAAAUGUUUGCGUUGCAUUUCAAAACCCUUUCACGUAGUCUCCUCUAGGGGGACACUGGUGAUGGUCACUGGCCAGCAGCAGCUGCAGCUUUGGUGAAGAGAAGAAUAUAUUAUUCAGUUAUACUUCACAAUAAAUGGCUGCAAAAGUCCUUAAAAAUCAGUUUAGGUCCAUUUUAAUUUACAUCCUAUGUUCUUAGGGAGUUAAAAUUGACGUUGCAUUUUGAUGUGAGAAAUUUAGGGAAUAUACAAAUUGAGACAUGGAGUUUGGGGUUACUACUGUUAUUAACAGCGAUUUUGCAAACGAUUGAAAAAGUUUCUCAUGUAUGCCUUGUUACAGUAAGUGUUAUGCAGUAGCCUAAUGCAUGUGUGAAACCAGUUUGUGUGUGUGUGGUAUAGGUCAUAACUAUGCAAAAAGCAGUUUUAUGAAGUUUGACCCCAUCUGGCUCCGUGGCGACCUUUAUGUUAGGGAGUUCCGGCAAGAAAUUCUAGCCCCUUUCCCCCUUGAUCGUAAUUAAAAUUCUAGAAAUGUUUUUAAUGACAAAUUUGGGUUACGUACUUUCUGCCAAAAAGUGAAAGCAUUUAAUUGGUUUGCCUGUCACUAUAUGUUGCUAGCAUAGAUUGAGGAUCAAAGAUUUAAUAGUUGUAGUAAUGAAACUGAAAAAAAUACCUGAUGAGGCCAGAGUUCAUCUAAAAAGCAUGUUAAAUAUAAUAGUAAGCCAUCGUAAUGUUCUGCCAUUUAAACAUUAGCAUUGAACAAAAAAUAAUUUCAAAAGAAACGACAUUAAAGAAGAAAUCUACCUAAACUGUACUGUACUCCAGCAUUAUUUCCCGUACCACAAUUUCAAAAUCACUUGUCAGUAGCAGUGGUCCCCAACCUUUUUUACACCACGGACCGGUCUUAAGUAGGCCUUUUUUCACAGACCAGCAAUGUGUGGCAGAAAAUGACAGUAAAUAUAAAAUAACACGACGGGGCUAAAAACAAACAUUAGGGAAAAUGUAUGUCACCAUGCGUUGAAUCAACCUUUUUUAACAGUGAACUCUCCUAAAACUUGACAACAAAUAUUCUUGAUCGCAGGCAUAAUGAGUUCUCCAAACAUGAAAGCUUUCUUGGCUUUAGCAAUACGGUUCGCCACGAGGUAUAAUGCUCUCAGUGCAUUCGCUUUUGUUGCCUCGUUUGCUAGCUUUUAACCACAUAUUAUGCAGAAUGGACUUGGUUGUAAGUGCCUCUUCUGGCUCUGUUGUCCUUUACCCGUAAAAAUAAACUUUCCAAAGACGUCUGCACCCACAGCACACAGCCGCUGACGUUACUGUUUACAUUGGCUGACGCUGGGCUGCUAUAGACCCCAAUUACCAACGUCACACAAUCACGUGAUCGCUGUAUUGUGCCGCCAUAUUGUCCGUCGUUGUGUGUCCUAUUGUCAUUGAUCGUAGUUUCUAAAGGUGGAUUCACUUGCAAAUUAUGGAAGCCCCGGUGCUUUCAGACGUUGUAAACUCAUUGGAUGAGUUGCAUAAAAGCAGUUAUUUGGAAAAGCUUCGGUCGAUCCAGUCGCCAGAUCCAUAUUUGAUGCCCAAACCGAUGUUUCCUCCCGUAUGGUCCUGUCCCGUGCGUCAGACCUCGUCCUCAGACCACAAAAUUUCCAAUCAUACUCCAGUUUAUGUCACGAUGAGGAGUCGGGUACCCAAAAUCAGCACCGGUCCGAAUAUAAACAACAUUUGGUCAGCUCAACGUCACCGUUGUCACGA